GAUCUAAACCAAACAGAACCACCUGACCUCCACGCUGUGCCAGCAAAACCACCAGAACAUCCCUGGCCCCCGUCUGUGGGGCACUGCCCACUCAUCACAAACAACCCCAGCUCAAAGAGGGUCUCCGACCUGCUGCUACACAGAACGUACCAGUACCCAGAGGAGGGGGCAACAGCAAGUCCUCACCAGAGCGUCGCAGGAAAAACCCUUUUCAACGAGGAAUCUGAGGACUCCUACUAUGUCACCAUGUUCCACCCGGGCUCGGUGUAUGUGGACAUGUCAGACAUAGUUCCACCAGAAGUUAGACCCAAACCAGCUGUUCCAGCCAAACCCCCAAAUGUGGGCAUCCCCUCUCCUUCCAGCUCCUUCCCGCCUCAAGCUCCAGGUUUCGGAGGAGGCGGAACCUCCGCUCCCCUUCCAAGUGCCAUUCCUGUUCCCAUUGGAGGCCACGGUCUGAACCACGGCGGCAGUCAUGUUUUAGGUCACCCUGCCGCCCACGGGGGAGGUCACCCCGCCCCCCACGGUGGAGUUCAUGGCCACGGAGGCUCCCAGAGCUCGGGUGGAGGAUCCACCCUGCUGGGAUACAUUGGCAUCGACACCAUCAUCGAACAGAUGAGGAAGAAAACCAUGAAGACGGGCUUCGAUUUCAAUAUCAUGGUUGUUGGCCACAGCGGCCUCGGAAAGUCCACGCUGGUGAACACCUUAUUCAAAUCCCAGGUUAGCAGGAAGAGUGCAGGAUGGGCUCGGGAUGAGAAGAUCCCCAAAACUGUGGACAUCAAAUCAGUCUCUCAUGUGAUUGAGGAGGGUGGCGUGAAGAUGAAGCUGACCAUCGUGGACACUCCAGGCUUUGGAGAUCAGAUCAACAAUGACAACUGCUGGGAGCCCAUCUCCAAGUACAUCAAUGAGCAGUAUGAGAAGUUCCUGAAAGAGGAGGUCAACAUCACCCGAAAGAAGCGCAUCCCCGACACCAGAGUGCACUGCUGCCUCUACUUUAUUUCCCCCACUGGACACUCGCUUCGGCAGCUGGACGUGGAGUUCAUGAAGCGCCUGAGUCACUCGGUCAACAUCAUUCCUGUUAUUGCCAAGUCGGACACGAUGACUGUCGAGGAGAAGCAGGAGUUCAAACAGCGAGUCAGAAAGGAGCUGGAGAUGAACGGCAUUGAGUUUUACCCGCAGAAAGAGUUUGACGACGAUAUGGAGGACAAGAGCGACAACGACAAGAUCAGAGAGGCCAUGCCCUUCGCCGUGGUGGGCAGCGAUAAGGAAUACCAAGUGAACGGAAAACGAGUUCUGGGGAGGAAGACGGCCUGGGGGAUCGUAGAGGUUGAAAAUCCAAACCACUGUGAGUUUGCUCAACUGAGAGACUUCCUGAUCAGGUCCCACCUCCAGGAUCUGAAGGAAGUCACCCAUAACAUUCACUACGAAACGUACCGUGCCAGGAGACUGAACGAGAACGGAGGCCUCCACCCCAUCUGUGACACCCAAGACAGCAACCUGUAGUCCACCCGGUGGAGCGAGCAGCUCAGCCAUCCAAGGAGCUCACAGAAGCAUAAACGUCGCCCCGGCGUUGCUGCAUGUGUGGAACAACCUUCAUCUGUGACGUCAUUUAAUGUUCCCCCUCUUCACGUUCCUCCCCCUUUGACCUUCAUCUCACAUAUCAGAUCUUUAUAGUUUUCUGAAAGCAAGAGUUAGUGCCAUUUGAUCCACUGCCAGCACCUUAUCUUGUGGAGCAGGUUAGUGCGAGCCUAGAACCUAAAACAUUCAGUUUAGGACUCGAGGAAGCAUCAUUUUGUUAAAUUCAUCUGAAAUGUUGCAUAACAAAAGUGAAGCAGUUCUGCUGCAGACUCUGCUUUCAUUAGCAGACUAUAAGAUUCUAAGCAGCUGUCCUUCGCUUUACGGGGAGCAAAGCCAAACGAGUGUUUGAGUCUCAGCAUGAACUCCCUCAAACGCAGCAGAAUCUCUCACGGCCCCAUAAAUGCAGGGAAGGUUUGUUCAUAACGCUCCACUACUUUAAUUAUAGGAGGAAACAAGUGUCUACUUUCACCCAAACCUCCAUUAUUUGAUGAUAACAUUUAGAAGAUCACAAAAUUAGAAGUCACACUUGAAUUAUUUUAGAUUAAUCACAAUUUUUGUCUUUAACUUGUUUAAAAAAAAAACUAAAAAGUUAGGGAGUAAAGAGACAGAAAAAACACCCAAAGUCUUCAGAUCUUUAAAAGUCAAAUGAACCUGGUGGGUUUUUAUUUAGUUAUAAUCAAAUCCCCCUUAUCACCACUUGGUGGCAGCAUUCCUCAGUGUUGAGUGGUCUUGACAUUUUCUCAUUGGCCACAACCACAGCAGCUUAAAGUCCCAUCAUCUGUGUGGAAUUUGUUCUCCCCGUUUGACCUAUCAAUCUGGGAAAGCGGUGAGCUGCAGACACCCCCCAAUCCAACCCCGUCAUGCUGAGCGUCAAGCAGGGAGGCACUGGGUCCCGUUGUUAGAGUCGGCCUGGAUUUGAACUCGCGACAUUCCAGUCGCAGUGCGGACACUCUUGCACAAGGCCGCUGAGCUUGCAUUGGUGGCGGCUAACAUAUCCUUCUGCGCUAGGUUUACAUGAACCGUCCCGGAGUUAUGCACUUAUAAACACGUUUACCAGAUUUUCUUCAGGAGGUCGACAUUUAUUCCAGGUGAGGAUGGAAAUGCCAAAAGUACAGAAAGAUGAAGAAUCAUCAUUGGAAGAGUUGCUCCUGUUUGCCGUUCUGAUGUGCCUGUGUUGUUUUUGUGCAGACUGGCGUGUGGGGAGAGCGUACCAACGCCUCCUCGCUGUGUCAUGUUUGUGCGUGCAUGCUUGCGUCUGUGCGUUGGCCUAACCUGGGGUAACUGAUGUGCCAGAGGGUAACAUGGUAGCCACCACACAUCGCUCAGCCCUGCAUCCACCCCCCAACCCCCAGGAUGUUCAUUUCAUGACAACUCUUUGCAAGGUUGCUGUGAUCGAUUUGAAGAAUUGCCAGUAUUACACUGAGUUUAUUUGUACAUUGGUGUCAUUGUAAUUUAUUCUUUGUUCAAUUAAAACAGUUGUCCAUGUUUUUAGAA
Oryzias latipes (Japanese medaka) is the source of this 3069-nucleotide messenger RNA. It is a transcript of the gene septin3, whose product is annotated as septin 3. Gene Ontology annotation, molecular function: GTP binding. Lineage: Eukaryota; Metazoa; Chordata; Actinopteri; Beloniformes; Adrianichthyidae. The record is from RefSeq and is a predicted model, not a curated record.